AUGUCGCUCAUAUCGCUCACAUCAGAAAUAACGACAAAUUUGAUAUUGAUUAUCCAAUUAUUAAUAAUAACAUAUGUGGCAAGAUUCUAUUAUAAAUAUUUUACCCGUCAAUCACCUCUUCCUGGUCCAUUCCCGCUCCCGUUAGUUGGUAAUUUAUUUCAAAUUGGAUUAAAUCCAGCAAAAUAUUCCAUGGAUCAUCAUGAUGAAUUCGGUGACAUGUUUGAAGUUUGGGUUGGAAGCACACGAUUUGUAAUUAUCUCACAUCCCUCAUUAAUGGAAAAAGUCUAUGCUCCAAACGCAAAUAAUAUAUUCUUUGCAAGAAUGGAUCUUCAAUAUUUGGAAAAGAUUGGAUUACAGCAUGGUUUAAUAUUUAAUAAUAAUUAUUCGACCUGGAAACGAAAUAGGAAAUUCGUUGUACAUUCGUUAAUGUCACCUAGAUUCCUUAGACAAUUCACUAAACUUUCACAAUCAUUCUUUAAUGAAAAUGAAAGAUUCUGGAAUGAGAAAGAAAUUCACAUUGAUUUCGCUAGAUGGAUAAGAAAUUUUACAACAGACAUGACCUUACAAACCAUUACACGUAGACCUUCAUGUUGUCCUAAUUCAAGCUUGUUCGGUGAAGAACACGUUGAUCCAAUCAAAUCCAAAGAAAUUCAAAAAUCAGUUAAAUUCGUUAAUGCGGUUCAAAUUUUUAUAAAAGGCUUGAUAUUUGAAUUAUUUAUUCCUAACGUUCUUAAAAAUUACUUUCCGGGAUUCUAUAAUAUGAAUAAGAAAUUCUCAAAGAAUUUGGAUUGGAUAAAUGAGACUAUUACCGAUAUAGUUAAGAAAAGAAGAACGGAAAUUGAGAAUGAUGAUGAGGUGGGUUCAGAUUUGAUAGAUGUACUAUUGACGUUAAACACUCCACGUGAUCCGAAUGGAUAUGAUGAAGGUGAAGCACCAUUGAGUGAUCCAGAAGUUUGUGCUACCCUCAUGGAAGUCAGCAUAGCCGGUAUAGAAACAACCGCAAAUACAUUCUGCUACUUAAUUUGGUUCUUGGCUCAUCAUCCUAAAGUUAUUGCAAGAUUUCAAGAAGAAAUUAAAGAGAUCCUAGGAGAUGACACGAAACUACAGAUUACCUAUGAAGAUUUAGAUAAAUUCACAUACCUUGACGCCAUUAUUAAAGAGUCUCAACGAAUCAUUCCAAUUGUACCACUUACACAACGUAGAAAUGCAAAAGAUGGUGAUCUUGAUGGAAAGAAUUUUGAGAGAGAUACAACUUUCUUAAUUAAUCAUGAACGAAUUCAAAAAACACCUGAUAUUUGGAAAGAUCCUGAUGAAUUUAUUCCAGAAAGAUUUUUAAAAGGAUCUGACCAUAAAAUUGCCAAGAAUAGUUUCAUUCCUUUCGGAGGAGGAAUAAGAAUUUGUCCGGGGAAAAAUAUGGCUCUGGUAGAAUUGAAAACUUUGUUAAUUUUAUUAUAUAGAAAGUAUGAUAUUGAGUUGGUUGAUAAGGUCUCAAAGAAACCGAAUAUUAAAUAUUUUGGGACCAAUAAUUGCGCUGAUAUGAAAGUCAUUAUACGCCAUAGAAAUCGUAAUAAUGUAUAA
Funneliformis geosporum is the source of this 1578-nucleotide messenger RNA. NCBI's taxonomy places the organism in Eukaryota, Fungi, Glomeromycota, Glomeromycetes, Glomerales, Glomeraceae. The record is from the annotation of a GenBank genome assembly.